GGCUGUGUUCCGACUUUCCGGGUAAAGAUGGCAGAGCGCGGUUACAGCUUCUCGCUGACUACAUUCAGCCCAUCUGGUAAGCUUGUCCAGAUUGAAUAUGCUUUGGCUGCUGUAGCUGGAGGGGCCCCUUCAGUGGGAAUUAAAGCUGCAAAUGGUGUAGUGUUAGCAACUGAGAAAAAACAGAAAUCCAUCCUGUAUGAUGAAAGGAGUGUACACAAGGUGGAGCCGAUAACCAAACACAUCGGCUUGGUGUACAGUGGCAUGGGCCCAGAUUACAGAGUACUUGUACACAGAGCUCGGAAACUUGCUCAGCAAUACUAUCUUGUUUACCAAGAACCCAUUCCCACAGCCCAGCUGGUACAGAGAGUAGCGUCUGUGAUGCAGGAGUAUACCCAAUCAGGUGGUGUUCGUCCAUUUGGUGUUUCUUUACUUAUUUGUGGGUGGAAUGAGGGACGGCCAUAUUUAUUUCAGUCAGAUCCAUCUGGAGCUUACUUUGCCUGGAAGGCCACAGCAAUGGGAAAGAACUAUGUGAAUGGGAAAACUUUCCUUGAGAAAAGAUAUAAUGAAGACCUAGAACUGGAAGAUGCCAUUCAUACAGCCAUCUUAACCCUAAAGGAAAGCUUUGAAGGGCAAAUGACAGAAGAUAACAUAGAAGUUGGGAUCUGCAAUGAAGCUGGCUUUAGGAGGCUCACCCCAACUGAAGUGAGGGAUUACUUGGCUGCUAUAGCGUAAUGAAGAUGUGCCCUAACAAUCAAGAUCUCACACGCUCUACUUAUUCAUGUUUAAAGUAUGUUUUGUUUGUGCAGACUUAUUUCUACAUGGUUUAAUGGAUUCACAUUUUUAAAAUAAUAAUCAUAAUAAAUACUGUUAAAACCAAUUUCUAGUUUUUAAGACCAAAGUUUACACAUACUUCUUUCUUACUUUAUCACAGUUGACUUUUGGGAAUUACACUACAAAGUAAAUGGUAAAAUUACUCUGAUUUUCAUAUAUUUUUCUUAUUAGAUCUCAUUGCCCCUUUUACUACCAAAUAUACCUAUGUUUCCAUAAAAGAUGAUUCUGGUUUUUCACACAGAUCAUGACUUUUGGGACUGGAAGAAUCUGUACUUUGAUAAAUUCAUGAAACAGGCUAGGAAUGUGUUAAGCUCCUUCUGGGUGUGGCUCGGCAAGCCAUGGGGGCAUUCUGCAGUUGUGCUGUAGUGAUGGAGUGUCAGACAAAAAUGGUCUCCCCUAGGAGACAUGUGAGUGAAUAAAUCAUGGUGUGCUGGA
Molecule: messenger RNA, 1266 nt
Organism: Grammomys surdaster
Lineage: Eukaryota; Metazoa; Chordata; Mammalia; Rodentia; Muridae
Gene: Psma2
Product: proteasome subunit alpha 2
Exons: 8
Coding region: 28-732 (234 amino acids)
Biological process (GO): ubiquitin-dependent protein catabolic process
Cellular component (GO): proteasome core complex, alpha-subunit complex; proteasome core complex
Source: RefSeq, a predicted model, not a curated record